This is a messenger RNA of Macadamia integrifolia, 1140 nucleotides long. RefSeq names its product transcription factor MYB25-like. The transcript has 2 exons. Gene Ontology annotation, biological process: regulation of DNA-templated transcription. Gene Ontology annotation, cellular component: nucleus. NCBI's taxonomy places the organism in Eukaryota, Viridiplantae, Streptophyta, Magnoliopsida, Proteales, Proteaceae. The coding region runs from base 184 to 1140 and encodes 318 amino acids. The record is from RefSeq and is a predicted model, not a curated record. Gene Ontology annotation, molecular function: RNA polymerase II cis-regulatory region sequence-specific DNA binding; DNA-binding transcription factor activity, RNA polymerase II-specific.
GGAAACAGUAGCUCUACAGAUAUAGUCUCCCACAAAAGUGACUUCUCAUCCGCAGGGCUAUAAACCAAACCCCUUUCGAUCGGUGCAGUUGAUCCUUCAUAGUCUUUCUGUGUUAUUUUCAAGUUGCAUAUGCCUGCUUGAUGCGGUAGAAUCUGCAGUUCUGAAGUCACAAUUAGUGCCCCUAUGGCCAUGAUGGAGGAUUAUGGAACUGCUGCUGCUGCUGCUACUACUGAUCAAGAUGUGAAGAGCUGUCCACGAGGACACUGGAGACCCGCCGAAGACGAAAAACUACGGGAACUUGUCAAGCAAUACGGUCCUCAGAACUGGAAUUCAAUUGCAGAGAAGCUCCAAGGAAGAUCAGGAAAGAGUUGCAGAUUGCGAUGGUUUAACCAACUUGACCCUAGAAUUAACAGAAAGCCAUUUACGGAAGAAGAAGAAGAGAGGCUACUUGCAGCUCAUAGGAUUCACGGAAACAAGUGGGCUUUGAUAGCCAGGCUCUUCCCCGGCAGAACCGACAAUGGUGUGAAGAAUCAUUGGCAUGUUAUCAUGUCUAGAAGGGAAAGAGAACGCUCCAAGCUCUUAAGCAAGAGAAGGAGCUGCCACAAUCUUCUCUUUCCCAACUCAACCGCCUCCUCGUCUAAUGACUUCCAUGGAAGCACCACUUGUUCAACACCUCAACUGGGCUUUGACAACUCGAAAGAAAUCCAGUUCAACUGCAACACCAGCCAGUUAUCUGAAUUUCAAAACCCUCCCAAAGACUGUGCUUUCGGAGGAGUCUCCUCCUCCUCGAAUUCUUCAUCAUCGCCUUAUUUGGAUACUUUUAAUGGGGGAGGAAGGGAUUACCUCGGUUCAAGUUGCAGGUUUUACCUUUUGCAGAGCUCACGUACUCCUCCGUACCAGUCUCAUUAUCCCAACUAUUCCAACUCUUUCAUCUACAAUAGAUACAGGAACUUCAAUAUUGCACCAGGUCUCCCUAACCACAAAAGAGUCAAGAAUGACUUAGGUAGCUUCCAGGAUAGCACAGCCACAUUCCCAAAAUUUACACUGAACUCACAGGCGGAGGAGCAAAAGAAUGAGUCCAUCGAACACAAUAAAGAUGUCCCCUUCAUAGAUUUUCUUGGUGUUGGUAUUUCUUCUUGA